AAAAAAAGUGGAAAGCUACCGGUACAAAGUGGUGUAAACAUGGGUACAAAAAAGAAAUCGUCUAGCCAACAGCUUCGCGGGAGGAGGCGCCUUAGAACAUCGGGAAUCGACUCUCCGAUAGUCCGAUUCUGGUCGGUGAGUGAGUUUACUCUAAGAUCGUUUUUCGAUUUCUUUGAUUCCAUUCUGGAAGAGGUUUGGGGGAGAACGGUGCUGAGUUUGCAAACAAGGGACGGAGUUUGCACACAGGAUUACCGCCGAUGGGGGAAGGUUGUCCGUCCGGCCGCCACUAGGGCGGCUGUCGCAGGGACGGUCGCCGCAAGACGACUGUAUGAAUUUAACACAAGGGUUAUUUUGGGUGUUGACAUAAAGGGGAGUCUUUUAUUUGGUUAAUCACCCUAUAUUUCCCGCGCUUUCUCAGAUGAUAUAUUGUUUUUUUUUUUUAUGUGAAAACCUUUUUGAUACUCAAUACUUCCCUUUUUUUUGGAAAAUUUUGAGGCAUUGGGAUUUUUUCAAAGGUUCUCUCUUUUGGGGAGAUGAUUGAGUAUGACCGAUGGGUCAUUUUCACUUGGGGUCCUUUUUUCUUUGAUUUCUUCUCCUGGAACAAUUUCAUUUUCUUGCAUUUUGAAACUGAGUGUAGUUAAGAUUUAAAAAAAAAACAUUCUUGUAGUGUAUGCCACCCGAUUAUGAGUUACUUCUCUGUUUUGAAGAUGAUAGUUUGCUUGUGUGGAAUUCUAAAGGAUCCUACUCAUGGAUAUGAACGUGACAUUGAACACGGGAUCAUAGAUUCAAGAACAGUUUAGAAUCCAAUUUUAAUUAAUUCUCUUUGUGUCACACGUUUUCAAUCAUAUCCCAAUGUAAUUGGGCUUACUCAUAAAUCAUUUUGGAGCUUCUUCCUUUAGCAUUAUAUUUCUUUUUGAAGGACACAAUAAAAGAAUACAUUUUUAUCACUGCCUUAUGUGAUUGUACAUACUCGUAACCCUUUCAUGUGUCCAGAUUACUCAAUAGGCAUAUUUUUGUCUUUUUGAGGUGUACAAAUGCAGGUCAUGGGCUAAUUAAUGCAAUUGGACUCUCAAAUUUCCUUGUUUCAGUUUACAGCAUUUUAUGUACAUUUGAGGUGUAAAAAAGAGGUCACUUUGCCAACAAGUGCAAUUUUCUCAUUGAUGAACUGAAUUUGACAUUCUGAUAACAUUUUUUCAGUUUACGUCUUAGGCUUAUAGGUAGUUUUUUAGACAUACAAAAAACGUUGAUUAGCCAGGGACGAAGGCGUAGCAGACGCAUCCCGGCGAGAACGCAGACGCGCCGGAGCACCAUCGUCAGAGCAGCCACGCAUCAAUCCCCGAGGAGAUACCGGAGACGAAGCACCAAGGCUGGAGCAUAAAGCAGUUCCAGCAAAUCGAAAGCAGCAGUCAGCAAGGAGAUUGGGUCUAGCAAAGGGACAUGGAGGAACAAUUCAUACUCAGGGUUCCACCUUCCGUGGCUGAGCAAAUUGACCGCCUUCUAAGUGAGAAUGCUUCUUCAGAAGACACAGGACUGGAUUUGACAUUUUCUGAGGAUGGUAGGAGUGGCACAUUUGUCAUUGGAAAUGAACGCUUCCCUGCGUCCCUCUUGGAUCUUCCUUGCAUAAUGGAAUCUUACAAAACCUAUGAUGACAACGUGCUGAUAAAAACUGCAGAUAUUGGUCAGAUGAUCAUGGUUAGGGAAGAAGGAGAUCCUGCUCCCGAUGCAGCGGAGUACAGACAUGGCCUCACCCCUCCAAUGAGAGAUGCUCGGAGGCGAAGGUUUCGCAGGGAACCAGAUCUAAAUCCGGAGCUUGUGAGGCGUGUUGAGAAAGAUUUGCAGAAUAUCAUGGCUGGUGGAACAGCAGAGAAUAUCGAUGUGGGAGUUGCUGAACAGGAGGAAGAUGCCGCGCGCGCUUCUAAUAAGAAAGCGGCAGCACCUAAGCCUGCAACAAAGCCUCACGUUCCGCCCGAGCCUGAGAGAAGUGAUUCUGAUGAGUCGGAUGAUUCACUGUAGCCAUCCCCCACCCCACCCCCACAAGCACACACCAAAUCAGUUCUCACAAAAACUUUGUGGAUAGAUGUGUAUGUAUGCAGAGGAAUAUCUGCUUGAAUCAUACAUUGACUUAUAUUUCAAUUGUUGUCAUUUGUGUUUCUGAUCUUCAUUCUCACCGAUUUAUUGCCUAUGAAUCG
Messenger RNA from Cuscuta campestris, 2189 nucleotides. The record is from the annotation of a GenBank genome assembly. Lineage: Eukaryota; Viridiplantae; Streptophyta; Magnoliopsida; Solanales; Convolvulaceae.